Messenger RNA from Cuculus canorus (common cuckoo), 2643 nucleotides. RefSeq names its product WW domain containing oxidoreductase (gene WWOX). The transcript has 9 exons. Gene Ontology annotation, molecular function: protein binding; transcription coactivator activity. Gene Ontology annotation, cellular component: nucleus; cytoplasm. Bases 51 to 1232 code for a protein of 393 amino acids. Gene Ontology annotation, biological process: positive regulation of transcription by RNA polymerase II; hippo signaling. The record is from RefSeq and is a predicted model, not a curated record. NCBI's taxonomy places the organism in Eukaryota, Metazoa, Chordata, Aves, Cuculiformes, Cuculidae.
CCCGCCCCCCGUGGUCCCGCCAGGCGGAAGGGGCGGGGCGGGCGGCGGCCAUGGCGGCGCUACGCUACGCGGGGCUGGAGGACACGGACAGCGAGGAGGAGCUGCCGCCGGGCUGGGAGGAGCGCACCACGGCCGACGGGUGGGUGUACUACGCCAGCCACCUGGAAGAAAAAACACAGUGGGAACACCCUAAGUCUGGGAAGAGGAAGCGUGUUGCAGGAGGUUUGCCAUAUGGAUGGGAGCAGGAGACUGAUGAAAAUGGACAAGUCUAUUUUGUAGAUCACAUCAACAAAAGGACUACCUACCUUGACCCAAGACUGGCCUUUACGGUUGAAGAUAAUCCCGUCAAAGCUACUCCUAGACAAAGAUAUGAUGGAAACAGUACUGCAAUGGAAAUACUCCAGGGUCGUGACUUGAGCGGAAAAGUUGUUAUAAUCACAGGAGCAAAUUCUGGAAUAGGUUUUGAAACAGCCAAGUCUCUUGCACUGCAUGGGGCAUACGUCAUUCUGGCCUGCAGAAAUCCAUCACGAGGCAGUGAGGCCGUACAGCGCAUUCUUGGCGAGUGGCAUAAAGCCAAGGUAGAAGCGAUGACCUUGGACCUUGCUUCUCUUCAGAGUGUGCAGCGCUUUGCUGAAGCAUUCAAAUCCAAGAAUGUGCCUCUUCACAUCCUGAUCUGCAACGCUGCCAUCUUUGGUGCUCCAUGGUCUUUGACAGAGGAUGGCCUGGAGUCCACCUUCCAGGUCAACCACUUGGGACAUUUCUAUCUCGUCCAGCUUCUGGAAGACGUUUUACGGUGUUCGUCUCCUGCCAGGGUUGUGGUGGUCUCCUCCGAAUCGCACAGAUUUACAGACAUUAAAGACUCCUCAGGAAAGCUUGAUUUCAGCCUGCUCUCUCCAUCCAAGAAGGAGUACUGGGCUAUGUUGGCCUACAACCGUUCCAAGCUUUGCAAUAUUCUGUUCUCCAACGAGCUGAACCGGCGCCUUUCUCCCCACGGGGUGACGUCUAAUGCAGUCCAUCCUGGAAACAUGAUUUACUCCUCCAUCCAUCGCAGCUGGUGGGUGUAUACCCUGCUGUUUACCUUGGCUCGACCUUUCACCAAAUCCAUGGAGGACUCCAGAAAGGAGCCAAGGAAACUACCAAACCAACAGAUAUUUGCAACUACACAUAAAGGGAUGAGCUGCCUUCUCCUCUUGGUUGUUGCAGAAAGUUUUGACGUGCAUGCCCUCCUUUGAUGGCAUCUUGUGUUUGAACAGUCUGAGUUGCUGUCAGUGCCCACACAGCAUCUACAACUGCUGUCGCUGCAGGGAUGAAAUUCAGAGCUGCAAACUGUUAUGAGUAGGGCGUAAAGUUUUUGGAUUUUACUUUAUAAUAUGUAUUUUAUUGCAUGUAAUAAGAAUGUGCUCCAAAAACUCAAAGGACAUCCAGCGUAAUUUCCAUAACAAAGAUCCUGGUCUGGCUUACAGAGGAGUCCGGGGGACCUUUUCUGUCUGCCACAGCAUGCAUGGACUCCACCCAAAAGUUUUGAUUAGAAAAACAAAUACUGUUAAAAAUAAUGUUUGUGCAUGCAGAGGGAGCCAGAAGAAUCUCUUUAACCAAAAGUGUCCGAACUCACUUUCUCAGCGGCACUCAGGUUUCCUUUGCCAAAUGGUGCAGAGUCCCAGCAGCUCUGAACAACUUGCACUUUGUUUUAAUCCUAAAUUCUAUGAGCAAAUAAGAACACAGAAGACAUGGUUGGGCAACCUUAGCAUCACACACACAUUCUAAAAUGAAUGGCCUCUUUUCAUUAACAAUCUGUGUGUGGUGUUGAAAAUCACCCCUCUCACAUUGUAGCUUAUCUCCUGCAAAACCAUUGUCCCCAGCCUUGGACUCGCACUUUGCAAACUAAGAAUGAGGGGAGCCUUUUCAUAUUUUAGUUUGAAAGCCGUUUUGUUUCACCACACGCUUUUUCUGCUUCAUAAAUUCUACUUUAAAACAACCUGCUAAAUUAAUAUCCCCCGUGUUCUCUCUGUAACGGGCAGGGGAACUUGUCUCACAGCAGUGCGUUUGUUCAGCUCCGAGCUGGAAAAGCGCUGCCUGCCGCGUGAAGGACAUCUGCUCACGAGUGAGCAAUUGUGCUUUUGAUUCGGAGCAGCACUUCCCUUGGAACGCUGGCUGCAGAUGAAAGGAGCAGGUUGCUGGGGUACCGCUUUUGUGAGGAUUCCUCUACCCAGCGUGGGGCUUCAAUACAUUAUUGAGAGCAAAUCCACUUUCUGCUACCGCUCCUCGCUGCACUUAUUUUGCCAGCCUCAUUCAGGGAGUCAGCGAGGGUCACUCCUCUACAAAGGAAUAAGGGGCCAGUUAGGAAGAUUAAGCAGAUAAAUUAUUUACAGUGUUUAAUUAUCAUUGUACAGGUUUAUUAAACUUCAUGGUUACCUGGAAACCUAAGCAGGUGCUGGAAAGAAGUCCAAUAAAGUUAAAUAAAAAAUGUUUUGCCUACAAUGAAAUCCUUUUAUGUGUGCCGUGUUAAUAGAAAUGUCCAGGGUUUUUGGUUCAGUGCCAAGCUUGCCUUGCAUUUAAUGCUGUGAUUAUUAUUUUUCUCAUAAUCCAUUCCUAGCUCAAGGCUUAUUAGGAGAUCCCUCUAAAUUCUCUGCUGGGCUGGGCAGC